This is a messenger RNA of Colias croceus (clouded yellow), 2978 nucleotides long. RefSeq names its product glutamine--fructose-6-phosphate aminotransferase [isomerizing] 1-like. The coding region runs from base 238 to 2262 and encodes 674 amino acids. The transcript has a single exon. Gene Ontology annotation, biological process: fructose 6-phosphate metabolic process; carbohydrate derivative biosynthetic process; protein N-linked glycosylation. NCBI's taxonomy places the organism in Eukaryota, Metazoa, Arthropoda, Insecta, Lepidoptera, Pieridae. Gene Ontology annotation, molecular function: carbohydrate derivative binding; L-glutamine:D-fructose-6-phosphate transaminase (isomerizing) activity. The record is from RefSeq and is a predicted model, not a curated record.
AUCAUUUGGAUUGUUUGGAAGACUGGUUUUGCCGCUGAUCGCUGGUAUUUACGUACCAAUGAGUAUCUACGAUAACGAAACACGAUGACGUGUGCUUUGCCGUAAGUGAAAGUAACUUUAAUUUGUGGAAGGAGUUAAUGGCGAAGGCCUCCAACGUUAGACGUGUUUUGAGUUGAACACAGUCUCUCGUUGGUUGUGGUUCAGUGCACUCGCGGCUUAUAACGUUCAUCGCUAAUAAUGUGUGGAAUUUUCGCAUAUAUAAAUCAUCUAACGCCUAAGACCCGGCGGGAGAUAUUGGAGCUACUUGUGAAUGGAUUGAAGCGUUUGGAAUACCGUGGCUAUGAUUCUGCAGGCGUAGCCGUUGACGCUGCGGAUCAAAAAGAUAUUGCAGUUGUGAAAAAGCAAGGCAAAGUAGCCGCGCUUGAAGAAUUACUCCAAGAACGCAGUGUCGAACUUGCGGUCGAAGAAUGUGUAGAAUCUCAUUGUGGAAUUGCUCAUACCCGUUGGGCCACUCACGGAGAACCGAGCGCUAUCAACUCUCAUCCUCAACGAUCUGGAGAAGAUAAUGCAUUUGUUGUUAUCCAUAAUGGUAUCAUUACUAACUAUAAAGAAGUUAAAACUUUCUUAGAAAACAAGGGAUAUAUUUUUGAAUCCCAGACUGACACGGAGGCUAUUGCAAAGUUGGUGCAUCAUAUUUACAACCAACACAAAGGCUACAGCUUCCAAGAGCUGGUUGAGCAGGUAAUUCAACAACUAGAAGGUGCCUUUGCUUUAUGCUUUAAAUCUCGCUACUUUCCAAAUGAAUGUGUAGCAACCAGACGUGGUAGCCCUUUACUGGUUGGUAUUAAAACGAGACGCAGCCUCUCCAGCGAUCAUGUGCCUAUUAUGUACAAUAAUAACAAGGCUACUCGUGGAGUUGUACCUGCAUUGCCACGUGUUAACAGCCAUGCUCAGUUCCAACCAGAAGAGGAGAGAGAUGUUGAAUAUUUCUUUGCCUCAGAUGCGUCUGCUGUAAUUGAACACACUAACAGGGUCCUUUACUUUGAAGAUGAUGAUGUAGCACACAUCAAAGAUGGUAUUCUGAGUAUUCACCGUAUGUCAGGAAGCAGUUCUGAUCCCCACCAACGUGAAAUUUUAACAUUAAAAUUGGAGUUGCAGCAGAUUAUGAAAGGAAAUUAUGAUUAUUUUAUGCAAAAAGAAAUAUUUGAACAAUCAGAAUCAAUUGUUAAUACAAUGAGAGGCCGUCUCAACUUUGCUGAUGGAGCAGUCACACUUGGAGGAAUAAAAGACUAUAUACCUGAAAUUAAACGUUGCAGGCGGUUGAUGUUGAUUGGAUGUGGAACUAGCUACCAUAGUGCUGUAGCCACAAGACAACUAUUGGAAGAAUUGACAGAGCUUCCAGUAAUGGUGGAAUUGGCAUCUGAUUUCCUUGAUAGGAAUACACCAGUUUUUCGUGAUGAUGUAUGCUUCUUCAUUUCUCAGUCUGGUGAAACUGCAGAUACCUUAAUGGCCCUUAGAUAUUGCAAGCGCCAUGGAGCUUUGAUUGUGGGAAUUACAAAUACUGUGGGCAGUUCUAUUUGUCGUGAGUCUCAUUGUGGUGUACAUAUUAAUGCUGGGCCGGAAAUUGGUGUUGCAUCAACUAAAGCUUAUACAUCUCAAUUUGUAUCUCUUGUUAUGUUUGCUUUAGUUAUUAGUGAAGAUAGAAUUUCUCUCCAAAAGCGCCGCGCGGAUAUAAUUGCUGGAUUACAUGAAUUAGAUAAGAAGAUUCAGGAAGUUUUAGCAUUAGAUUCGGAAGUAAAAGCUUUGGCGGAAGAUCUGUAUCGCCAACGUUCUCUGUUGAUUAUGGGUCGUGGAUAUAAUUUUGCUACUUGUCUGGAAGGUGCACUCAAGGUUAAAGAAUUGACCUACAUGCAUAGUGAAGGUAUAAUGGCGGGUGAAUUGAAACAUGGACCUCUUGCUCUAAUUGAUGAUUCCAUGCCAGUAAUGAUGAUAGUAAUGCGUGAUCCCGUUUAUACAAAAUGUAUGAACGCAUUGCAACAAGUGACAGCGCGUCAAGGUCGGCCGAUUGUUGUUUGCGAAAAAGGUGAUACAGAGACCAUGGCCUUAGCGUCCCGUGUUCUCGAAGUCCCUAAAACAGUUGAUUGUCUACAAGGAGUGCUUACUGUUAUUCCCAUGCAAUUACUAGCAUAUCACAUAGCUGUUUUGCGCGGAUGUAAUGUCGAUUGCCCAAGAAAUCUUGCGAAGUCUGUAACUGUAGAAUGAUUUUGUAUUUGUUAUCCUUUAAUAAUAUGCGAUCUCUACAUUCAUAACUUAGUGUUAUGGAAUACUAUUUUUAUCAUGUUUAUUGGUUGUAUACCAAAAGUUUACCUUUUCUUUUGAAUUUCAUAGAAUUCAUUUCAUUUAUCUAUAGUCGACAAUGGGUUCGACAAAUUCAGUUAUCUCUGCAAUGAUAAUAUUCCAAUAUAAUUAAAACGAUUAAGAUUAAAUUUAUCUUAUAAGAUCUGUAUCAUUAAAGAACUCGGAAAAGUAAGUGUUUGGUAUGUUUAAAACCAAAACAUUCCAUAAUUAUUGAAAAGUUAAAGUUCAGAAUGCUCUUGUGUAAUAUUACAUUCCAUUACUCAAUUUCAUGCCGGUAUAUAUUACGAUAUUUUAUCUGGUACAAGGUCGGUCACAGCUCGAUAAUAACCUGGUUUUAAACAUAUUAUUUAAACUUUAAGCCUUAUGUAUUGGAAAUACAUAAUAUUUUAAAACAUAGCUACUAUUUUGAAUGCUUCUUGAAAUACUCGUAUAUAUGGUACCUUUUUCUAUAGUUAAGUUAUAUCGUCGGGAAAAAUCUUGCAAUAACAAAAUUCUUUUGAUAAAAUCAUUUUUAUAAGCGUAUUUGAAUGCAUACUUAAAAAACAAAAAAAUCCGUGUGGCACUCGGGGACUGCCGAUGCCGCGGUAAAGCUAUUACAUAGCAUGCCUUCAAGCCACACC